Molecule: messenger RNA, 1347 nt
Organism: Oreochromis niloticus (Nile tilapia)
Lineage: Eukaryota; Metazoa; Chordata; Actinopteri; Cichliformes; Cichlidae
Product: gap junction delta-3 protein-like
Exons: 1
Coding region: 243-1109 (288 amino acids)
Biological process (GO): cell-cell signaling
Cellular component (GO): connexin complex
Molecular function (GO): gap junction channel activity involved in AV node cell-bundle of His cell electrical coupling
Source: RefSeq, a predicted model, not a curated record
ACGUUUCAGUUUUGGUUUGAGGCCACCGGAGUAUGAACUCAAUCAAUACUUAGGAUGGAUAAACCUCGAAGCUACCUUUGAUCACUUUUAUUGGGUACAGUCUCACUGUGAGUCACUGAUUGGAGAUUAUAAUAAUAAGAAUUCUAGUUUCAUUUUUUAAACAAAGGCAGCCUUUGCUCUGAGACAGACAGGUGAACAAGCCUCCAGAUUUCCAAGAAGACAGACCUGACAGUGCUGCAGCCAUGGGUGAGUGGGACUUCAUCGGUGGAUUCUUUAAAGACCUCCAGACCGAGUCGCCGAUGCUGGGUCGUUUCUGGCUCUUCCUCAUGCUGGUGUUUAGGAUAGUGAUCCUGGGAACUGUGGCCAGUGACAUGUUUGAGGACGAGCAGGAGGAAUUUACCUGUAACACCCUCCAGCCAGGAUGUAAGCAGGUGUGUUAUGACUCAGCUUUCCCCAUCUCCCAGUACAGAUUCUGGGUGUUUCAUAUAGUCCUCAUCGCUACACCUUCUCUGCUUUACCUCGUGUACGCCACACAUCAGCAUAACAAGAGUGCCAACCCAUCUCCAUCGAAGGAAAGGAGCAGCAGGGAGAACAGAGAAGAAAAAGCUUUAAGGGCGCUCUAUAUUAUCACUCUGAUCUUCCGCAUAGUGGCAGAAAUCGGCUUCUUAUUUGUCCAGUGGUAUCUCUACGGCUUCGAGGUGGAGGCCCAUUUCCCAUGUGACCGAUUUCCCUGCCCCCACACUGUGGACUGCUUCACCUCCCGACCUGCAGAAAAAACAGUCUUCCUCCUCUUCUACUUUGCUGUAGGGGUGAUAUCAGCAUUUUCCAGCGUUGUGGAGCUUUUCUACAGCUCUGCGAAGUGGUUUUGCUCAAAACAGAAGAAAUUGGAACAAUAUGACCAAUGUGACUGCGAGAACCUCCACAACCUCAAGAAAGAGGAGACAGAGGAGAAAGCAGCAGUACAGAUGAUGUCAGAAAGCACGGCCAGCAGUGCGAGAGCAAAGGAGGGAUCAGUGAGAAGCAGCUACAGUCGAAAGGUCUACAGCAGUGGUCACAAGUGCAAAAGCCCACCAGGAAAAUAUGUGAGCGCCUCGAGGCUUACAUUGUGAGAGGACUGACUGCAAUCACACUAUGUGUGAUUCAGAUUCUUUUCUAUUUUAAACCUGUGACUACAUCUCUAACUCCAUUUCAUUUGAAAUGAUUUCACUGUUGAUGUGUUAAACAGUAUUUACAGUGGGACACUUCACAAGGAUUGUUUGGAAAAUGAGCAUAGAAAACACUGAUGAUAAGAAGGAUGCAUGCAAGACAUUGUUGUUUCUGGUAAAUGAUUAAAGGCUGCAAACAGUU